This is a messenger RNA of Racocetra persica, 884 nucleotides long. The record is from the annotation of a GenBank genome assembly. NCBI's taxonomy places the organism in Eukaryota, Fungi, Glomeromycota, Glomeromycetes, Diversisporales, Gigasporaceae.
AUGACCGAGCAAAUUUCUUUACAAGAUGUAGAUAUAGUAUAUGUUGACGAGACCAAUGGCACCGAUGAUUCUGGUAAUGGAACCCAAGAUAAGCCUUAUAAAACGAUUGUUUACGCUCUUCAAGUAAAAGGCAACGACAUAAAGAUAUUAGUUCAAAAAAAUCCUGAGGAAGGAUACAAAGAUGUUUCAGGCGCAGCUUUGAAGAAGGCCAAAAAACGAAUAAAAAUUGGCGAUGCAAUUGCCAAUCGUGGGAAACGCGUUAAAGUGUCUGGAUGGGUCCAUCGUCUACGAACACAAGGAAAGGAUAUGAAGUUCGUUAUACUAAGAGAUGGAUCUGGUUACCUUCAAUGUAUUCUUACCGGCAGAUUAUGUCAUACAUAUGAUGCUUUGACUUUGUCACUUGAAUCAACAAUUACAGUGUACGGUGUCAUUACUGAAUUGCCACCUGGAAAGACGGCUCCAGAUAAUCAUGAACUCCUUGCAGAUUAUUGGGAAGUUAAUCAUAAAGCACCGGGUGCCGAAGAUGCUUUCACCAAUAAAUUAAAUGUCGAAUCUGAUCCUUCUGUAUUGUACGAACAGCGGCAUCUUGUCAUUCGUGGCGAGGUUGCUUCAGCUGUACUAAAAGUUCGGUCACAAGUAAUGAAAGCGUUUCGUGAUUAUUUCGAUUCUAAAGGAUUCAUCGAAGUUACCCCUCCUUGUUUGGUACAAACUCAAGUUGAAGGUGGAAGUACUUUAUUCGAAUUGAAUUAUUAUGGCGAAAAGGCUUAUCUUACUCAAUCAUCACAAUUAUAUCUCGAAACAUGUCUUCCAUCUCUUGGUGAUGUAUAUUGUAUUUCGGAAUCAUAUCGAGCAGAAAAAUCUCAUACUCGUCGACAUUUAUCUGA